Molecule: messenger RNA, 677 nt
Organism: Magnolia sinica
Lineage: Eukaryota; Viridiplantae; Streptophyta; Magnoliopsida; Magnoliales; Magnoliaceae
Product: NADH dehydrogenase [ubiquinone] 1 alpha subcomplex subunit 6
Exons: 2
Coding region: 99-497 (132 amino acids)
Biological process (GO): response to oxidative stress
Source: RefSeq, a predicted model, not a curated record
CUUCGCAUUUCUCAGUCUGCGGAGAUAGCCCCCAUCGAGAGAGAGAGAGAGAGAGAGAGAGAGAGAGAGAGAGCUGCUGCUGCUUGGGGGAAUUGAGAAUGUCGUUUAUAGCGAGAGCGGUGCGGGUCCCACCGAACUCGGCAACACUGGAAGAAGCGAGGAAUCGGACGUUCAAUUUCUUCAAGGCGGCCUGCCGAUCGAUUCCGACCAUCAUGGAUAUCUACAAUCUCGACGACGUCGUCACCGUCUCCGAACUCCGUAGAUCCAUCUCCUCCCAAAUCCGCAAGAACGCCCACAUCACAAACCCCAAGGUCAUUGACAUGCUUCUCUUCAAAGGGAUGGAGGAACUGAACAACAUUGUCGAACACGCGAAGCAACGGCACCACAUCAUAGGCCAGUAUGUUGUUGGGAGCGGUGGGCUUGUUCACGACCGGGGCACGAAAGAUGAGGGGAGCUCGGAAUUUCUGAAACAGUUCUACACCAGUAAUUAUUUCUAGAACUGAAAGAUGAAAACCCAAUGCAUGUUGCUCUCUUUAAUUUGUAGUUUUCUUGUCAUUUUGCUUUGAUGGGUCUGAUUUACUUUUGGUAUUAGACCAGAAAAAAUAAGAUCCCGAAACCCGCCCAGCUUAAAAUUUGUAUGUUGUGUUGGAGAGAAUCAUGCUGAAAUUUCUUCUUCA